AUGGUAAUUAAACAAAGAAACCAAAAGUUUGAAAUAACCACGGGUAUUAGGAACAAUUUAGCUAAGUAUCAAGAGUCUAAAAUAUUUAGAGAAAUUGUUCAAAAUGCUGAAGAUGCUGGUGCAAAUGAAAUCAUCAUUAAAUUAGAUUUAAAUACCUAUGGCUCUAAAAAAUUAUUUUUUAAAGAAGAUGAUGAAUUCUAUAACAACUUAAAGGAUCUACAAGGACCAAGUAUUAUCAUUUAUAACAAUGGUGUAUUUAAAGAUAGUGACUGGGAAGGUAUUGAAUAUAUCGGUGAAGGAUCAAAAAAGAAAGAUAUGCUUUCAAUUGGUAAUUUUGGGUUGGGAUUCAAUUCAACAUACCAUAUUACUGAUUGCCCUCAAAUUAUAUCUGGAAAAAAACUUUGGUUUUUAGAUCCAGUCAAGCUAAUUAAAGAGGGUAUCGAAUGUGCUGACUUUACUGCUGAAAACUAUGAAGAGUAUGAAGAUCAGUUUAAACCAUUUGAACAGUUUGGCUGUACAAUGAAGUCAUUUUUCGAAGGUACCAUCAUUCGUUUACCAUUGAGACUAAGAGGAAAUAAAAUCAAAGAAAAACCACUAUCUAUCAAAGAUUGUGAAAAAAUUCUUGAAGAAUUUUACAAUGAAAUGUUAGAAAUCCCAAUCUUUCUUAAAGUAAUAUCAUCUAUUACUCUUGAGAGAAGCUCUAAUUUUAUUUUUAAGGUACAAGUUAAAAACCAUGAUCAAGUUCAAAAUGAAAGAAAAAAAGUUGGUGAACAUUUAAAAACAAUUGUAAACUAUGAAAUGAAAGAUAAAACUGACAAUUAUGAAUUCAACACAAUUAUAUCAAAAAAAAAUCAAAAUGAUUUUAAAUCAACAUAUCAACUUGAAAUGGAAACAUCAUUAAAUAAUAAUGGUGUAACCAAAAAAAAUGAAAUCAGUUUCAUUGUAUCACAAGGUAUCUUAGUUUCAAAUGAACUCAACUCUCUUGUAAUUGACUCAGAGAUCAAAUUAGUAUCGUAUGGAGGUGUUGCAAUUCCAAUUACAAAUAAUAAUGGCACUAUCGAAGUAUAUGAUAAAGAAUUUCAAGGUAAACCAUUCUGCUUUUUACCAAUAGGCAAUCAAAAAAUCAGUUCAAAGGCUCAUGUAUUUGGAUACUAUAUUCUUUCUGAUGCUCGUUCUGAAAUUCAAUACACAAGUCAAUCAAAUCUUGUAAAAACUCAAGAGUACAAAAUCAAUAAAUGGAAUCAUUUUAUCUCAGAAUCAGUUGUUCCAUUUUUUUAUAAAGAAGCACUAAAUUACAUGACCAGCUUCAAUAUCGAUCUAAUAUCAUAUUUCCCAUACCACUGUCUUGUAAAUAAAUCAAGUAACUCAUCAGCCGAAAUUGACUUUUCAAUUCAUACUAUGGAAUAUAUUAUGAAAUCAAAUCUUUUUUUCACUGUAUCUGAAAGAUAUUGUAGUUAUAUUAGCUCUAUAAUUGUAAAGGGAAACACUCAACAAUUUAUUUUAGAUUAUCUUGAAGGAACUGGAUCAAAUGUUAUAUUAUUAAAUGACUCUUUCAUCAACUAUCUUAGUAAGAAUGGUUUUAAAGUUGGUAUAAUUUCACCAAAGAUACUUUGUUCUGAGUUAUCAAAAAACCAAUUGGCUGAAUAUUCCGAAGAUAUUUUAAACUAUCUUUGUUCUGACCAUAAUGGUGUUAUUAGAGAAGGACUGUUAAACAAUCUUAAAAUUUUCCCAAUAAAUCACUCGGAUCUAACAAAAUUGGACUCAUUGCAAACAAAUCAUAGUUUAUCAAAAACCCAACCUUUCAUUGUAGUAUCUGAUGAAAUAUAUCAAUUAUUUAUUGACAUGAAUUGUAAUGUUGACUAUGUUUUAAAUACCUCUAAACUGUGCCCAAAUGUAAAUGAAAAUAUCAAUUUAAUCAAAAAAAUCUAUGUUAACUUUCAAAUCAUCGAUAUUGUUUCAUUUUUAAACAAAUUAAAUAUGGAUACAGCAUGUGACCAUCAAAAAACCAUAUGGAAAUUAAUAGAAAGCUUUAAUAAUUUACAUUCAAAUACUCCAAAAGUAAAUGAAUUAAUUUCAAAACUACCAAUCUUUCCUUAUAAAAAUAAACAAUCUUCAAAAAUAAACUAUAUCAGCUUUAAUGACCCAAGAGCCUUUUCAAAUCAUUUGACAUCAGAUGAAAAAUAUAGAUCAAUAUUAGAGAAAUUAAACUUUAUUAUCAUUGAAAAUCAUGGCCCUUCAAAAAUAUUUUUAGGUAUAUAUGAAACUUUAGAAAGAUCAUUAAGUAAAAUAUUUACAACAAUCAAAAAUAUUAAAUCAUUGGAAGAAUUACUAUCACCAGAGGAAAUUUCAACUCUUAGACAAUAUCUUUUCAAUUUAUUGAAUCAAUGCUAUCACCAAUUCGAUAAAUGGGGUAAAUUUAAUACAAAUUCAUUUUUCGCAAUACCAAUUCAUGAAUGUAUUGGUAUAAUUGGUCAACAAUUCACAUCCAUCUCCGAAAAGUCCAUUUGUUCUAAAAUUUCAAAUAUCAGAAAUUAUGAAAUCAUUGGCAAAGAAAUUGUUUUAAUAGAAAACUAUAUAUAUGACAAUAUCCAAUUACCAACAAAAUCAAUUUAUAAAAAUGAAACAGAACUUCACCUAAAUUAUCUUUUACCAAACCUACCACGCUUUCCAAAUUUGAAAUCAAUAGAAAUCAUUAAAAACUUUGUUAACAAAUACUUGUAUGGCCUAAAUAAAAAUGAAAUUACAAAGUCAAAUUGGAUAUUGACCAAUGAUAACAAAUACAUAAAUAUUUCAAAGUUUUAUCAUCUUUCAAAAGAAGAAAUGGAUAUAUAUGACAUAAUUGAUCCACAACUUGUCAUCAACGAUUCACUUAUUAGUAUAUCAGAUCAUUUAUAUAAACUAAAAUUGAUAAAUAAUAUAUCAAAAAGCCGAGUAAUAGAUGCCACCGCUAAAUAUUUACAAAAACAUCCCUUUAAUGAUGAACUUUACAAUUUGUUUUUAGAUUAUACCAAUCAAUUAAGCAAGAAUGAAAUUAAAACAGAAUUAGACAAAAUUAAUAAAAUAAAAUUCAUUUCAAGUUCAAAAGUUUAUACAUAUCCAGGUUUUGAACCAAAAACCCCAACCAUUUCACUUUCAGAAGCUACGAUUUUAGAACAUAAAGAUAUCAAGUUUUCAAUCAAAUAUCCAAUCAAAUUUGAAAAAACCUCAACUAUUUAUCAAUACUUAAAAGAUGACAAUCAAACAGUUUUUGACCAUUGGUAUAAACUAUUAAAAAAUUGGGGAAAUAUCACAAAUAAAAUUGAUGGAGCAACGAUUUUUGAUUCAAUUUAUAGAAAUGUAUCAAAAAUUAAGAAACUUUCAGAUCAGCAAACCAAAUGUAUAGAAGAAAUUGAAAAAUGUAAUGUACUAUGGUUUGGAAAUGAACUUUUCAGUAUUGAUAGAUUGUAUACCGAAGGUGAUUAUAUAUUUACUCCAUUCUACUACAAAGUCAAUUUAUCAGUUUACCCAAUUUUCAAACAAUUCAAAAUGUUUAAAAAAAUAUUACAACCAAAUGAUUAUUACAAUAUUAUAACAGAUAUUCAAAAUCAAAAUGAUAUCAACGAUCAUUUGAUUGGAAUAUAUUGUAUUUGUUUAAAACUAAUAUCAUCCAAUGAUAGAAACGAAAGUUUUAAAAAAGAAAAUAUUAAAUUAUUACCAACCAUUUCAAAUAAACUAGUAGAAUUUAAUAAGGUUGUAUUUUCUGAAAUACCACUUGAAGAUGAAGAGUACUUCCAAUUAAAUAAAAGUAUUGAUAUUUUAACCGUCGAAAAAUUAGAAAUUCUCAAGUUUUCACAAAUUACACAAGAAAAAGUAGCAUUACCAUUUGGUCAAAAAGAAGAACUUGUUCCACGUUUACAAGGUCUUAUUAAAGAUUAUAGAACAGAAAGUUUUUUUAAUGAAAUGAUUCAAAAUGCCAGCGAUGCCAAUGCAAAUGAAGUUAAAAUAUUUAUGGAUCGAAAUAGCUAUAAAAGUGACUAUAUAAAACCAAAAGAUGUUCCAGAUUUUGAAAAUUAUCUUUCCAACUCAUUAGUUAUUUAUAAUAACUCAAUAUUUACAGAUCGAGAUAUUGAGAAUAUUCAAACAAUAAGUUCAUCAUACAAAAAACAAGAUCAAUCAACAAUUGGUUUCAAUGGUUUAGGUAUUAACUCAGCAUACAACUUUUCGAAUGUUAUUACAAUUUUAUCUGGAAAGUAUUUAAUGAUAUUAGAUCCAUUUAUUAGCCAUAUUCCAGUAUCUAAGAGUAGAUCAACAGGUGCAAAACUUGAAAUUAUCAAAGAUUUUAAUAGAAAUGAUAGAAAAGAUUUUUUCAAACCAUUUUUAAAUUACAAAAAACUAUUCAAUAUUGAUUUCGAUCAAGGAGAAUUUAAAGGAACCAUUAUUAGAUUACCAUUAAGAAAAAAUAUGAAAAAAGAAAACAAUAUCAGUGAAGCUUUAUAUUCAUAUGAAAAGGUUUUAAAACUUUUCAAAGACUUGGCUGAUAACAAUUUACAUAACUGUAUGCUUUUUACAAACAUUAGAGAUAUUGAAAUUGGCUCAUUAAUUCAAGAUGAUUAUAGUUUAUUUUACAAAACAACUAAACAAACUCCGAAACCAAUCGAACAAAGAAAAACUAUUGAGGUAUUAGAUGUUAUUCCAAUGGAUUUAACAGAACAAAACUUUUUAAUUAUAGACAAAACAAAACAAAUGAAAGAAACAAAGAGAUUUAUAGUAGGUUCAACAACUGUAUUUGAAGACAAUGAAAAGUUCUUAAAUAAACUUCCAGAAUAUAGUAAAAUCAGAAAUUUCCUCACAAUGUAUACCGAUGUAAAGAGAAAACCUUAUGGUAGUAUUGCUUUUGAAAUAUCGGAUGUAGAUGGAUCUUAUAUAAAACAAAAAUCGAAAUCAUUUUGUUACCUUCCAUUCAAAGAUAUUGACCUGCCAAUCCAUGUUAAUGGUUUCUUUUCAAUGACCACAGCAAGAGAUAUAUUUGAAACAAACAAAUCCAUCAACCUUACACUGGAAGACCCAUUGAAACGAGUAGUUGAUAAAACAGUUCAAAAUCAAGAAUCAUUUUUAAUAUAUUGGAAUACUUUAUUAAUUGAAGAUCUUAUUACUCCAAUAUUUAUCAAAUCAUUAAUAUUAUACAAAGAAAAAUAUAUUGCAAAUGAAAGCCACCCAGAUUUCAAUGUCUACUUUAAACUUUUAAAGAGUUUUUAUCACCUUUUCCCACUCGAUAUUCCUCACAGCACCUCUAUUUUCCAAAAACUCACUUUAAGAUUCUAUCUUAUUUCAAAACUAAUGAAGAUAGACUUUUUAAUUCCACACCCAAACUACUAUGAUAGAAACAACCCAGAUUCAUUCUUAUUAUCAAUUGACGGCACCCAUAAACCCAGUAAUUCAAUAUUAAAAUGUUUUUCAAAUUAUGGUAGUAUUUUCUUUAUUCCAGACAAACUUUGUGAAUCACUAGAUCUUAAAGAUUUAUAUAUAAGCCCAGAAUUAUUAUCAAAAACAAUUAAAAGUAAAAGUCUAAACUCAGAUAUUUUAAAUAACAUCGAAUGUUUAAUUGAUAUUAUUACUUAUUUGGGUCCAUCUCUGUCAGAUGAUUGUCAACUUUUAAAACUAAAUAACGGUGCAGUUGAAUUCGUUAAUAAAAAAGAAACAUUAAUAUUCAAUCAAGAAUACUAUGGAUUAUUAAAAAACAACCCAAAAAUCAACAAAGAUGAAAUAUUUUUAGAUAAAGAAUUUUCUGAAAAGCUUUUCUGUAAAAUGAAAUGGAAUUCAAAUAAAAUCAUCCAAUUAGACCCAAUCCAAUUCUUUUUCAAAAUUAUUUACCCAAACUAUGAAAGCUUUUCCUUGGAGGAUAUUAAGAACAUUUUAAACUUUUUAAAGAAUUGUUUUUAUAGUAAUGGUAAAUUCGAAAUGGUCUCAUUUAAAGAAAAGCAACAUAAUAAAUUUAAAAAAUCAAAAUUAAUACCAUCUAAAACGAAUGAUAUAGUUCAAUUAAGAUCAAUUACUGAACUAUAUAGCUUUGAAUUUAAAAAUAUGUUUAACUUAUUAUAUCCUUUAGAUUGCUUUAAUACUCAAGAAUGGAAACGAAUCUUUGAAGAGUUUGGAAUCAAAACUCAUUUAGAUAAGGAAAACAUUGAAAGUGAAUUCAAGAGACUUUCAAAUGACUUUUACAAAUUACCCUCAGAGGAAUCAAAAGAUUAUAUAACAAAGAGAAAAGAACUAUUAAAUAAAUCAUCCUAUUUAUGGACCAAUGCAAUUAACUUACACCAUUCAUCAAAAGACUCUUACAAAGAUCUUUUCAACUCCAUUAUAGAACUAAAUAUUUUACCAACAAAAUCUUCAGAUUUAUUUGGUAAAAAAUCACCAGUACCAUUUUUAGGAAGAAUAAAUAAUUGCUAUAUCAGCGAACAUGAAAAUUUGUGCUACACAAUCAAGUAUCCAUCUGAUAUAGUUAUUCAAUUCCCAAAUGACUACAACCCAAUUACAAAUGAAGAAGUUUUUGAAAAUCUAAUUAAUAUAAUCAACAAUCACAACCAAUGGCCAAAAAGAAAUAAUCAACAUGAUGAUAAGAUUUUUAAUCUUUUAAGAAUAAACUGUCAAUAUUUAGAAGAUCAAUUAAGAAGGAGAUUUCCAAUUAGAAAUUUUGACAAAUUUAAAAUUAAUAGCUUACCAGUUCAAGACUCAAACAAAUCAAUCUCAUUUGAGAAUAUUAUUUUUGAAAGUUAUAAACUAGAACCAUUUUUUACAUCAUUACCCGCAUUUUAUUCAAGCUUCCCAAAUCUAUUCAGAUUAAUGGGCGUAAAAACAAUUGAAGAAAAGGAAACAAUAGUCGAGAGAUUAAAUCAAUACCUUCACACAGAUAUAUCCAUUCAUAUGAAAUCAUUUAAGACAUUAUAUGAUAUGCUAUAUCUAAAGUAUAAUAAUAAAAAUAGAGAUAAAACAAUUCCAAUCUUAACAAAUAUCAAUUUUUUAAAACCUUUGUCGAAAGUUUUUCAUGUAGAUGAUAAAAUGAUGUUUGAAAGAAUAGAUGUUUCAAAUCAAUUGUGGGCCAUAAACUCAAUGUAUAACAAUGAUAUUCAAACAUGGGGAAUUCCAGAACUAUCAACUCUAAUUAAAGAAGAAAUUAAUAAAGAAAAAUCAAUUUUCAAUGAAAAUUAUGAAUCUUUGGAAUUAGAAAUAUUCAAAUCAGAAUUUUUAAAUGAUCCCGAACUAAAAAGAUUAGUUUUAAAUCAACCAGAAAAAAUGAAAAUAAAUGAUUUAUCCUUAGUUUUUGGUUCGAUCCAUGUUCAAUCAACUCUAAUCUCUACAAACUCAAAUAUUUCAAAUAACAAGAAAACCAACUAUUUCUAUGAUACAGCUAAAAACAUUUUAUACUUAGACGAAAAAAUAGAUAGUAUUUAUUCCCCAAUGGAAAAAAUUUUUGAUUUCAAUUCAAACUCAUUAAAGAACAUUUUUAAUAAUAUUAAAGUAAAAAGAGAUCGUGUAAAGACUAAUCAAAAAAAUGAAGAGUUAGAAAACUUAUUAAAAGAUUUUAAUUUAUCUAGAAAAUUUAAAAAUGCGACAACAAUAACAAAAACAAAAAUAAUUAAUGAUAAAUCAAGAAUUUUGUACGAAAUUUCUUUUGAAAAAAAUCAAAUUGCUACUAUUAUGCACAAUAAUCAUAAAUAUGAUGAAGUUUUUAAAUAUUGUAAUAAAUCGAUCAUGUAUGCGAUUAAAAGUAUUUUAGAGUAUGAAGGAGUUUUCUAUGGAACCAGUGACGAUAUAAAUAGAUUAAAGAGACUAACCAAUUACUUCAACGAACAAAAAGAACCUACACCGUUUGAAACUAAUUUAAACCAAUUCAAAACAUCACUAUGCAAAUACUCAAAUGAAGAAAACUCAUCAGCAUUAUUAUUAGUUUCAAAUGAAUAUUUACAAAAGGCAAGUUUUAUUUUCAGUCAAUAA
This is a messenger RNA of Dictyostelium purpureum, 7971 nucleotides long. RefSeq lists its product as uncharacterized. The record is from RefSeq and is a predicted model, not a curated record. The transcript is spliced from 6 exons. Bases 1 to 7971 code for a protein of 2656 amino acids. Gene Ontology annotation, molecular function: Hsp70 protein binding. NCBI's taxonomy places the organism in Eukaryota, Evosea, Eumycetozoa, Dictyosteliales, Dictyosteliaceae.